Molecule: messenger RNA, 537 nt
Organism: Hibiscus syriacus
Lineage: Eukaryota; Viridiplantae; Streptophyta; Magnoliopsida; Malvales; Malvaceae
Product: ethylene-responsive transcription factor ERF017-like
Exons: 1
Coding region: 4-537 (177 amino acids)
Biological process (GO): regulation of DNA-templated transcription
Molecular function (GO): DNA binding; DNA-binding transcription factor activity
Source: RefSeq, a predicted model, not a curated record
ACAAUGGUGAAACUCGUAAACGAGAAAUCGACGACCGAGAAAAUCGAGACGCAGUUCAAGGGUGUUCGGAAACGGAAAUGGGGAAAAAGGGUGUCCGAAAAACUUCCCAACAGUCGUGAAAGGAUUUGGUUGGGAUCUUACGAAACCGUCGAGAAAGCGACAUGUGCUUUCGAUGCAGCUACAUUCUACUUACGCGGUCACUCUGCUAAGUUCAACUUUCCCGGUAAUCCAUUGGAGAUUGCUUGUGGUAAACCUUUAACCUCUUUUGAAAUCCUAGCUGCUGCUGCCCUGUUUGCGAAUUCGGAGCCUUUGAUGAUCCAUUCUGAGCAACCCGAACCCGCCUCCGGAACGGAUUCGUUAUCGCCGUCAGUUUCGGAGGAGACAUUGCGGUUGAAAUAUGAAUUACCUAUGGUCGAACCGAUUAAGGAUGCUUUGUCGAUGGAUUUAAGGGAUUACAAUUUGGAUUACGAGAUACUUCCUGGAUUUGAUGAUCUUACGGGGUCAAUGGUGAGGAGGAGGAUGUUGAUGGGAUUUUAG